CCCUGAGCUCCCCCUUGGGGAGCAGUGCAGAGGCCUGGAUCUGGAAUCAGCGCUGGGGUGGUUCAACCCGGUUGCCAGCAGGAGUUUUCCUGACCAGCCUGCACAACGGACACUCCUCCGCGCCCGAGCGGAAGUGAUGGCAAGCGCUCUCGGGCAACGGUCCUGGCUCUGUGCCAGCCACAGCCUCACCUGUCCAGCGUGGGCCCCGCGGGGUUCCAAGACUAUCCCUAGCCCUGCCGCCUCCAGCCGCCCCCUCUCUGCCCGUCAGCUGCUGCUCCUGCCUGCCGCCCCGCAAGUCCUGUCAGACGCUCACUGCGCCCACAGCUUGUCCUGCAGCGGGCACCGUUACCCUGGUUCCUUGUCCUGCCCUGCAGAGGUGGCUGGGAGCUGGGGCACCAACAUGAACGAAGUGUCAGUCGUCAAAGAGGGCUGGCUGCACAAGAGAGGGGAGUACAUUAAAACAUGGAGACCCAGGUACUUCCUUCUGAAAAGCGACGGCUCUUUCAUCGGCUACAAGGAGCGGCCCGAGACGUCUGAUCACAGCUUGCCACCUCUGAACAACUUCUCGGUCGCAGAAUGCCAGCUGAUGAAGACGGAGCGCCCCCGGCCAAACACCUUCGUCAUUCGGUGCUUGCAGUGGACGACUGUCAUCGAAAGAACCUUUCAUGUGGACUCUCCCGACGAGCGGGAGGAGUGGAUGCACGCCAUUCAGACCGUCGCCAACAGCUUAAAGAACCAAGAGCCCGAAGAAGACACGAUGGAUUACAAAUGCGGCUCUCCCACCGACACCACUGGGGCUGAGGAGAUGGAAGUGGCCGUGACCAAGACCCGGGCGAAAGCAACCAUGAACGAUUUCGACUACCUGAAACUCUUGGGGAAAGGCACCUUCGGCAAAGUGAUCCUGGUGCGGGAAAAGGCCACUGGGCGCUAUUACGCCAUGAAGAUCCUGCGGAAAGAAGUCAUCAUCGCAAAGGACGAGGUGGCGCACACGGUUACAGAGAGCAGAGUGCUGCAGAACAGCAGGCAUCCCUUCCUGACGGCACUGAAGUACGCCUUUCAGACCAACGACCGGCUCUGCUUCGUGAUGGAGUACGCCAACGGAGGAGAGCUGUUUUUCCACCUUUCGAGAGAGCGCGUGUUCACGGAGGACCGGGCCCGUUUCUAUGGUGCUGAGAUAGUGUCCGCACUGGAGUACCUGCACUCCAGGGACGUGGUCUACAGGGACAUCAAGCUGGAGAACCUGAUGCUGGAUAAAGACGGCCACAUAAAGAUCACGGACUUCGGGCUCUGUAAGGAAGGCAUAACGGACGGCGCCACCAUGAAAACCUUCUGCGGGACGCCGGAGUACCUGGCCCCGGAGGUGCUGGAGGACAAUGACUACGGGCGGGCUGUGGACUGGUGGGGGCUGGGCGUCGUCAUGUACGAGAUGAUGUGCGGCCGCCUCCCCUUCUACAACCAGGACCACGAGCGGCUCUUUGAGCUGAUCCUCAUGGAGGAGAUCCGCUUCCCCCGCACCCUGAGCCCCGAGGCCAAGGCCCUGCUGGCCGGACUGCUCAAGAAGGACCCCAAGCAGAGGCUAGGAGGAGGGCCAAACGACGCCAAGGAGGUGAUGGAGCACCGCUUCUUCACAGCCAUCAACUGGCAAGACGUGGUUCAGAAGAAGCUCGUCCCGCCGUUUAAGCCCCAAGUGACAUCUGAAAUCGACACGCGAUACUUUGACGACGAGUUCACAGCGCAGUCGAUCACCAUCACGCCUCCUGACCGAUAUGACAGCAUGGACUCCCUGGAGGCCGAUCAGCGGACGCACUUCCCCCAGUUCUCCUACUCCGCCAGCAUCCGAGAAUAGGCGGUGGCAGGCAGAGACUUGGGCUCCGAGCACGGGAGAACUUGUUGGUUUUGUUCCUUGGAUUUCUCUCCAGCAAUCUGGUCACACACUAGCCCGGCCCCCGGAGGCUGCAGGGCAGCUGCCCCAGCUGUUUGAAACUCAGCCAGGUUGGCAUCACACCACCAGGCGAGCAGGGAGACGCUAGCUCCCCGUUUCGAGCUGUGUGGAAAGGAAGGAAGUGCUCUUGCUCCGUGGCUCUGAGCAGCUCCAAGCCCUGGCUGGUUCAGUACCAUGGGGUUGCUUUUAUUUUUAAACUCCUAGAAGUGCUUACAGCUUUUAAAGACACCCCACCCCACGAGACAGCCCCUCUCUCAGCCUUCCUCCAGCGUCCAAGGGCCCAGCGAGCCGGGUUGUCAGCUAGCCAUAACCUAAAAAACAAAGACCAGGAGAGAGGUCCUUGGAGAGGAAUCCUGUGGAAUCGAAACUGACUUGCAAGGAAUGACGCCCGUUCUGUCCAGAGAUUUCUGUUGGUCACGGAGAGCGACUGUGUGUGGACGUGACGUAAGACGCCACUCGGAAUCUCCGCUGGGACGCACAGUAAACCCUCCGAGCAGGCCGAGAGCCCGGCGGGUUGGCCCUCACCCCAAGGGCUGCUGUUUACUUCAUUGCUCCAGUGCAGCGAGGAACACUGGCUCGCCAGCCCCAGGGUUGGGUUCCUGGUUCCUGUUUUCUCUUCUGCCUGUUACAUCUUUGCAGCCCUUCCUUACACCUGCUGGGAAAGGGGCACCAGCUGGAGCCAUGUGGAUCUCUGCAGGCAGGCGGGGGGAGGGAGUCUGGUGGGCACUUGGAGAUUCAGCAGGGCUCCCACGGCACAAGAGCACUAAGGAAGAAGCCGGCCCUUUCCAUGGGGAAGUGGCAUGUCAGGAAGGGAGGGGGUUCUUGCCGGAGAAAAGCCAACCCCAGCCCACGGCGGUACCUGUGUCCGACACGCACGGUUGUAAAAGCAAUAAUGUUUUUCUUCAAAGCUGCCUUAAAGCCAGAAGUCGGUGCGCUCGGUGCUGCGGUCCCUUCACACCCUGUGUGCGGCAGGAUUUUACACAGAACGACCAGGCAGCUAAUAAACGCUGCAGCGCUCGGCCGGAGACGCGCCUUCCUCCGCAGCUCCUGUGAGCCCCUCGCCCGCCGGCUCAGCCCCCAGACUUCGGGCUAAUCUUUUCCCACAGCACACGCCAAAGGCCCCGUUUCCCCAUUCGGACGCACCCUGGGCUGUCGUGGACACUGCCGAGGGGCUGGGGAGCGCUGCUCCGCCUGUCCCUCCCAGCGCCAGCUCCUGGGCGGAGUGCAUCGGGCAGCGGAGACUGGACAGAGAAAGUUACGAGUCGCGGGAGCUGAGCGCUCUUUCCCCAUUGUCACUAAGCUGCCGGACCGCGUGUGUCAGACUCAAAUGCUCUGAAACCAUCUGCAGCUUUGAGGGGCAGGGGGAGCAGCUGCCUUCUGCUCCUCCCGGCAUCCCAGAGCCACAGCGGGUCUCCCUGCCCAGCGUCUCUGAGCCAGUGUCUCUGAGCUUCGCCUGGGCCGGAAAUCGCAACCCCUAGCCCAGUGGCAGAGAGCCAUCCGAGCUGCAUGGCCUUGAGGCUGCCGAUGCACCUGGGGUGCAGGUUACAGCCACGUUGUGCGGGUGAGGCGACCUCAGGGUGCGUGGCGGGGGGACCCUGACUCCGGGGGGUCUGCAGCCACUUGGACCGAGAGCCUGGCCUGGCAGUUUUUCAGUUAGACACGUUUUGAUGGGAUAUUCUCGCCUGCUCUGGUGCCCAAGCUGGGCUGCAUCCCUGGUGUGUGGGGUCUCUUUCCCCAAGAUUUUUACUUAGGUCAGCCGGUUAGCCGUUAAUUCUGGGGGUUCGUUCCCCAUGGUGCUGUUCCCUUGCAGGCAAUGGACGCACUGGUGAAUGGCUGACGGCCAGGACACCACGUGGCCUCGUGUUUUGGUAUUUAGCCGAUUAUGCCUGAUUUGAGGGAUGGGGGGCCACGGCUCUCGGUACAGAUGCCCCAAGUACUCAGCUUAGCUCUUCCUGCUGUGCAAGGUCAGGCCCCGGGAUUGCCGCCUCGGAGCUCGGCAUGCUUGCCCGCUCCUAAUUUUUAAGCUCUUGAGUAUUUCUGCCGCCUUUACCAGUGUCCGAGCCAGCGCCGAUCUGGGUCCCGGUCCUCUCCAGCUGCUCCUCGCUGAAGUCUCUGAAUUUCUCAGGGAGGGCGGGAGCCUCGUCCCAAGAGCCGCAGCCGGCCGUGCAGCCUGGCUGGGAUUUGGGAGAAAGACUCCCCGCUGCUCAGCUGCCACCCCGGACAGGCACCCUCAGCAGGGGGAGCAGGUAGCCGCAGGCCUGAGCCCGGGCUGAGGCUGCGGGAUCUGGGGCUACUCAGUGAGGGGGUCCACAGGGCUCAUGCGCCGCCCUACCCUGCUGCAACUUCCCCUUAACCCUCCCGUCCCUGGCUGUGGUGCCCGCCCACAGUUAGCUGGGCUGAAUUUGAGACUCAGGCUCUUUGCGCUCCGAGCCUGGUGCAGCCUCAGCCCCGAGAGAGGAGGGGGGACGGGUCUCGUGACCUGUCCCAGCCUGUGACGCACCCCUGGCAAUGCUGGCACGGGGGGUUGGGGCAGGUUUCCCCCGCUCGCUCAGGGUGCGCCCGAGAGUCUUGGCAGCACUGGUCUGUCUCCUCCCGCAGCCCAGGGCUCUGGCAGGGGACCCGCAGAACGGGAGGUGGCCCUGAGUGGCCAGAGCCGCUGGCUGGAGUUCGUCUGGGAACUUCCCUGCAGGGGGGCCCAGGCUGAACGGAGGAGCUGGUAGUGUGCCCUGGCUCCCCUGGAGAGAAGCUCGUCUUCCCCCCUGCGAUGGGGUCUGCUCCUGGCCGCAGCUGGGCUCGGGGAGGGGAAAGCAAACGAGUGCCUGGAGAGCGGGGCCCCCAGGGUCAAUGUUGUCCCCGGGGUCCCAGCAGAAGGUUUAUCCCCCUUGUAUGGCCAGGGACCUGGGAACUCCCCCAGGCUUACACAGCUGCGGAGGAAACCCCCGUCUCCCAGUCCGGUGCCUUUAACCACCAGCCCAGCUCUCCGAACCUCCCUGGGCCUUCCCAGACUGUGUCAGGCCCAUGCGUGAGUGGCCGGCAAUUUCCUCUCUGGAGAAAGGCCCCUUCUGCAUGUGCAGAGCUCAGCUGGCCGCUGAGAACCUCCUGGGGCCCCGCGUCCGGGGAGCAGCGCGUCAGCCCCACACCGAGCACACGCAGACCACGGGCUGCUGGUCGGGCGGCGCGGCCUGGCUCUCGCCUGGGUGGAGCAGCAUUUGUAGAUGCUGUCAAAGUGCUUCGUUGCUUGGGCUGUGUAUUUCACGCUGCGUUUGUCAGGGAGCCAGGUGGGACCCUAGCAAAGCUUUAAUUUAAAACCCACGUGGCCGCCCGGGUUGCCCGUCUGGCCAGAUUGCCGGCUCCCCGGGCACGGUGCUGUGGCUUUUUCUCGCAGAGCUUUAGAGCCUUAAUGUCCAUUUGGCCUUUCGCUUGCUGAGUCGCUGGAAUUUCGUGUUGAUUCACCUGGCUCAGGGGCUGGGCUGCUGAGUCCUUCCCUCCCACCAGCAUUACUGGGCUUGCUGCCCAUCCAGUGCCCUUCUGUGCCUCACCAAGCGUCCAGGGGUGAACGGCUGCCCCUCCCCGGCUGGCAGGGGCUGUCCCAGGACACAGCUCCCGUUGAGAGUGCUUCUCUGCCCUGAUCUGUGGCCAGCCCGGCAUCCGCCCAGCUUUGAGGAUGGAUGAGCAGCCAGUGGGGCAGGAGCUUUCUCACCCGGUGAGGUGGGAGAUUUUACUCUUGUGGCAAAGGGAACCUCCAACGCAAUGGGCACCUCGGAUGAAUGAUGCAGACCCUGCAGCUGGUACGCUGGGAUCUCGGGCACGGCUCCUGCCAUUGGCUCCCGAGCUGACCUCAGUCCCCAAGCUUGGAUUGUGUGAGCUCUGCCGGGGUGCUGGGGCAUGCCUGGCACGGCGAGCAGCCCGGCCAUCUUCCCUUCGCCCAGCUCAGAGCGGGGAGGGGCCCAGAAACUUUUCCCCAUGUCUGUAGUUGCUGCAGUUGAGGUGCAUUUACUUAGACUGACACGUCCUUGUGGGUUUCCCCGACAGCAACAGGGGGACGAACGUCUCCAAAGCUGGAGUUGGAAGCUUUGGCCGCACGUGGCCCGGAGGCCGGGCUGUGAUACUUGAUUCACUCUGUAAGAUAGUUUGUGAGUUCUGACUAUUCUCGCUUUUCCUAGUUCCUGGAGUGUUUUGGUUCUGUAAAUCUGUCCACGGCGCGUCACCUGCGCCCUCGGAUUUGUACGGUACAAGCAAUAAAAUGGUUUUUGGAA
Caretta caretta (loggerhead turtle) is the source of this 6198-nucleotide messenger RNA. RefSeq names its product AKT serine/threonine kinase 2 (gene AKT2). NCBI's taxonomy places the organism in Eukaryota, Metazoa, Chordata, Testudines, Cheloniidae. The record is from RefSeq and is a predicted model, not a curated record. Gene Ontology annotation, molecular function: protein serine/threonine kinase activity; ATP binding. Gene Ontology annotation, biological process: protein phosphorylation.